AUGCCAUUAUCACUUCGCUGUUCCUUGGUCGUCUCGCUGUGCCAGAUACUCGUGGUCUUACUGCCUUAUGUAAAUGGGGAUUCCCAUCCAGAUUCAACAGUGCCAGAUGACAGACUUGGCGAUUUUCUAAGCGGCUAUGGGAACUCCACUCUGCUUCGGGCAAUCACCACGGGAGGGUCAUUGGAGUCUACCUCGACCAUUCCUACACUUGUCCCUACCGCCGACACGGGCACCUCUGACGACUUACAAAAUUCCACUGUGCCAAAGAACGAUUUUGAUGCUGAUGGUGAUGAUGAUGAUGACACCAUUGUCCAUAUUAACGCUCUAAACGCCUCGACGGGCGCCACCAACUCGUCCUCUCCAUCGCCAUCCCUUGGCAAGAUUGAUUAUGUCGGCUACGUUGCCAUUCCCUUUUUUCUGAUAACGGGCCUCACCGGGAACACCUUCACCAUUCUGAUCAUGAGCGGCAAGCAGUUCCAGAAAAUGACCAUCAGCACGCUUCUCAUUGCCCUGUCUGUUUCCGACUCGCUGUUGGUGGUCAUGGCGCCGUUCAACAAGAAGUGGUUCCAACAGAUGAUAGGUGUAGACGUGCGCUCCUUCUCCCUCUUCAGCUGUAAAGUGUUCUUUUGGUUCUGGCGAAUGGCAAAGAUGACGUCAUCUUGGUUUGUGGUCAUUGUUGCCAUUGAAAGAUUUAUUGCAGUAUGGUUUCCUCUUAAAGUGAGGACCUUGUGUACCAAAAGGAACGCUAGGAUUGCUCUUGCUCUAGACUACAUUUGUAUUGGAGCAUUCAACUUUGCUUGGGUUUGGGUUGCCGAUAAUCUCACCCCCUCGGGUACGUGCAGUCCAAAUUACGCCCCCAGCCCGGAAUUCAAGACUGUGACUGUGGGGUUCAUUUGGGUGGGCAGCUUCGUCUACUCCGUUAUUCCUACAGCUAUUCUCCUGGUCUUGACCUCACUCAUCAUCGGACGGUUAUACAGCCAGCGCCGAGUGCGUCGCGCUCUUUCCAUUACCAGCGACAAGUCUCAGAGCUCCUUAAAGAACAAGGACAACACCAACAAGAGCACGGCCCUGCUCCUGGGUGUCGCCAUAGCGUUCUUGGUGCUUGUUAACCCUAUAGCUACCGCCCACAUUGUGACAGUAAUAACGGACAGGAAAAUUUUCGAGACCGAUGAACCAGGAUUCCAGGUGUAUCGCGAGAUCGCUUCGUUACUGGAGUCAGCGAAUUACUCCAUCAACUUCUUCAUCUACGUCAUCUGGAAUCAGCAGUACCGACAACGCUUUCUCUCCAUGGUGUCCUGUCUUGUCUGCAAGUGUACAGGGAAGAAGUUCGAAAGGGAGAACAGCGCCAGCAGAACGCUUCAGACCGGUCUCAGCAAGGGCACGGCCACCAGUGAGGGUGAUAAACGGGAUCAUGCUGACAGCAAGGAAGAUGCCCCCAAGACGCAAAAUUCUGUGAAUGGGGACGCUGGAAAGUUACAGGCUACGGCUAUCGUAUAA
Lingula anatina is the source of this 1497-nucleotide messenger RNA. Its product is annotated as QRFP-like peptide receptor. Lineage: Eukaryota; Metazoa; Brachiopoda; Lingulata; Lingulida; Lingulidae. The record is from RefSeq and is a predicted model, not a curated record.